AUGCCUGUGUUAAAGAAACCCACUCUUGAAAAGUCUGCAAGCAAAGGCAGCGAGGAGGCAGAGGAGUUACCCAAGCUGCCUGUGCCACCUCUGCAGCAAACUAUGGACACGUAUCUAAAAUGCAUGAAGCACUUGGUCCCAGAAGAACAAUUUAAAAAAAGCAAAGCAGUUGUGGAUAGAUUUAUGAUGCCUGGUGGUGUGGGGGAAAUGCUGCAAAAAAAACUGCUGGAGCGACGAGAGAAAACAGAAAACUGGAUUCACCAGUACUGGCUUGAUGACAUGUAUUUAAAUAAUCGGGUGCCGCUCCCAGUCAACUCCAGUCCAGCAGUAAUAUUUGCACGUCACAACUUCCAGGAUGCCAAUGAUCAUCUGAGGUUUACCGCUAACCUCAUCUCAGGAGUGCUGGAUUACAAAACUUUAUUGGACAUGCAUGCUCUACCUGUAGAUUAUGCUCGAGGUCAGCUGUCUGGACAGCCUAUGUGCAUGAAGCAGUACUAUGGGCUAUUCUCUUCUUAUCGUCUUCCAGGGGCAACAAAGGAUACACUUGUGGCUCAGGAAAGCAGUAUCAUGCCAGAGCCAGAGCACAUUAUUGUUGCUUGUAACAACCAGUUUUUUGUGUUGGAUGUUGUUAUUAACUUCCGCCGUCUCAGCGAAGGUGACUUAUUCACCCAGCUUAGGAAAAUUGUUAGAAUGGCAGAAAAUGAAGAUGAGCGCCUUCCGCCAAUUGGACUACUGACAUCAGAUGGAAGAACUGAAUGGGCACAAGCUAGGGAGGUGUUAAUAAAAGAUUCCACAAACCGUGACUCUCUAGAUAUGAUUGAGCGGUGUAUGUGUCUAGUCUGCCUGGAUUCACCAACAGGGCUAGAGCUUAAUGAAGCCAACAGGGCGCUGCAGAUUCUUCAUGGAGGAGGGUAUGACAAAAAUGGAGGCAAUCGAUGGUAUGACAAACCUAUGCAGUUUGUUGUGGGCAGAGAUGGAGUUUGUGGAACCAUAUGUGAACAUUCACCCUUUGAUGGAAUAGUCCUUGUACAGUGUACAGAACACCUGCUAAAAUACAUGAAAAACAGUCCCAAAAAACUAGUAAGGGCAGACUCUGUGAGUGAACUCCCUGCACCUAGAAGGCUUAGGUGGAAAUGCUCCCCAGAAAUUCAGGGCCACUUAGCAUCAUCAGCUGAAAAACUUCAAAGGAUAGUGAAUAAUCUUGAUUUCACAGUCUAUAGAUUCAAAGGUUAUGGAAAAGAGUUUAUAAAAAUGCAGAAGAUGAGCCCGGAUGCUUUUAUUCAGCUUUCUCUACAGUUAGCAUUUUAUAGAUGCCACAGAAAGCUUGUCCCAACAUAUGAGAGUGCCUCUAUUCGCCGCUUUCGAAUGGGGAGAGUAGACAACAUAAGAUCAUCCACUGCGGAAGCUUUGGCAUUUGUAAAGGCAGUGGUGGAUGGUAAAGCUACAAUACCAGAUUCUGAGAAAAUGGAAUAUCUUAGAAAUGCUAUUGCGGCCCAGACAAAUUACACUAUUUUGGCCAUUACAGGGAUGGCAAUUGAUAACCACUUACUAGCGCUGAGAGAGCUGGCACGAGAACACUGCACGGAAUUGCCAGAGCUUUUUGCAGACGAAAUGUACAUGUUGGGCAAUCGAUUUAUACUUUCUACUAGCCAGGUCCCUACCACAAUGGAAAUGUUCUGCUGCUAUGGUCCAGUCGUGCCAAAUGGAUAUGGUGCCUGUUACAACCCACAGCCUGAAAACAUCCUCUUCUGCAUUUCAAGUUUUCGUGACUGCAAAGAAACGUCAUCUGACAUGUUUGCCAAAGCAGUGGAAGAAAGUUUAACUGCCAUGGGGGACCUAUGUGUACAAUAUAACACUAAGGCCCAAACACCAGUGAAGGAAAGAAAGUCUGAACCAAAGAAUGGACACAGAACCUAG
This is a messenger RNA of Bufo bufo (common toad), 1917 nucleotides long. RefSeq names its product choline O-acetyltransferase (gene CHAT). NCBI's taxonomy places the organism in Eukaryota, Metazoa, Chordata, Amphibia, Anura, Bufonidae. Gene Ontology annotation, molecular function: choline O-acetyltransferase activity. The transcript is spliced from 14 exons. Gene Ontology annotation, cellular component: cytoplasm; neuron projection. The record is from RefSeq and is a predicted model, not a curated record. Gene Ontology annotation, biological process: acetylcholine biosynthetic process; neuromuscular synaptic transmission. The coding region runs from base 1 to 1917 and encodes 638 amino acids.